AUGCCCCAGAAACGCUCCUUCUCCCCCGCGUCCGAUGAUGGGGAUACUGAAAUGCCACCCAUGGCAGACGAUGACACGCCUCCACCUCCGGAGCGUCCCAUUAUCCGUCAAGCUGUGGCUUUCUCAGCGACACUACAAGCUCCUCCUAGUAUUAGCACGUACCAAGCAUCGCUUCCAACCGUUGCUUCGAAGAAAAAUUAUUUUUUACCUGGACAAGAGGUUCCUGCCAAUCCUGGUAUGGUGAUGGAUCCCAAGCCCUCAAAAACAAAGAAAACGGGAGGGGCUGCAAAACGGGCGAAGAGGGGAGACAAAUUUUCAGGUCAAACAAGUCGUUUUCGUCUGCAAGCUUACGAUCCUACUCCAAAUUUUGACCCUCCGUUGGCUCAUGGCCAGGGGCCAUACUCAUCGUUGUAUCGCUAUACCUCAGAAGGCCCCCCACAGGAAUCCCAACCUCCUGCCGCGAGGUCAACGGUCGCUUCGAUAACAGCGUCUUCCUCACAACGUCCUAGAAAGGAGCACGCGUCAUCAAGUUCAACUAGGGCCAAAUCUUCGACCUCAAGAAGCAAGAUCUCCGCUUCGAAAGGCAAAGCGCUGCAGACGAACGUAGCACCAGCACCACCAAUUGAUAUCAUGACUGGACAUGGUAUGCCUCCUGCAAAUUUGGCGGCAUUCAGCGGGCCUUCGAGUUCAUCUGCUUCACCCACAUCCUUCGGCACAAAUUCGUAUUACCGCCGCGACUAUGAAGGCGGAAAUACGCUCGAGGUACAGAAGGGACGGACGCCAAGGUCCCCGCCUACGGCUACGGAGGCAAGGCGGGCAUCUGUGCAAACUCGAUCUCCCAGCACAAAUACCCGUGAAGAUCAGCAAGAAAGAUCCACUGCGGGCAGCAUUUCUCCCACACCCAUUUCUCCCCCACCCGCUCCCUACAGGGCAGAUCCUGCGAGCCCUCCUGGAAAAAAACCUACGCGACAACCUCUCCGCAUGGUUACACUUCUUAUGCAAGACAUAAGGAGUGGCGAGAUAGAUCACCAACUUGCCGAGGUCAAAGUACCUCUUCGACCGGCCGAAGAUCCUCGAGAUGGAUAUUGGGCCGAUGCCAAAGAGCUCAGUGAGAAAUUACAAGCCGGCCCUGCCAGAAUUGAUGGCCCUGCAAAAGCGUACACUUUACGGGGAAAAUACCGACAGUUUUUUCUGCGUGUAUCAGCUGAUAACAUUGACGAAUUCAUCUCAGCCAACAUUGUUGUAAAUCCAGAUCGAACUCUGGACGUUGUGAUCGAGACACUCUUGCCACCUGGAGCCCCUCCUCUUCCUCCGAGAAUUCCAAAGGAACUAGUCAGGGCACCGUCACCAUUACCAGCAGACAUGGAAGUCCUUCACCGAAAUCCACUAUCAGUCAAAGAGCAAUUUCGAGAAAGAAAUGAACAGAGAGCUCGUGGACCUUCCACCCUGGAGCGACGCCCAUCACCAUUUGACGACUACGAUGGCCAUCCCGAUAACGGACGUAAAUCUUUGCAACACGCAUCUACAUAUGGCAUUUCCCGGGAGGUUUCCAUGUCACCUACGGUCACAUCUACGGGACGCUCAUCUGUUUCUGCUGCAUUACCCCCGGGUAAACGAAUUGAACGAUGCUACGACUCACCCGUCGAAGAUGAUGAUCCGGAAACGGUGCAUGAAUUGGUUUCUAAAGCCACUGACACUCUCCUUCAAAUGGACAGUGGUUGGGCUUUGUUUUUCAGAGCCAAGGCUGCGCCGCAGAAUUGCCAACAAGUGCUGAAACAGUACGAGUUCGUACAGCGGAUGAUGGACAAGUGGGUCGGUGAAAUCGUGCCCUUCAAAUCAGUUCACCAUGAAAUCGAAGAGGUUUCGCAGUCUCAUAUCCUUCAGGCCCUUCGGAUAGAAGACGAAGAGAAGAAAUAUGCUUCAAAUUGUACCGAAACCCUCGAUCUGCUUGCUUUGUAUGGAAAAGGUGGAAGUCGAUACGAGAACCAACGUGUGGUCGACCUGGUCAAUGAUCAAACGCGACCUGCUUACAAUGCGAAACCGAUCAAACGACUCUUACAUUUGUUACGCGAGGUCGACGAGCAGUGGCGGAAAGACCAAGCCAGUGGUGCCUCCAAUUCAAUACAUACCUGA
Molecule: messenger RNA, 2133 nt
Organism: Laccaria bicolor S238N-H82
Lineage: Eukaryota; Fungi; Basidiomycota; Agaricomycetes; Agaricales; Hydnangiaceae
Exons: 7
Coding region: 1-2133 (710 amino acids)
Source: RefSeq, a predicted model, not a curated record